AUGACAGAGCCACGUAUGCGCCUGCGGCAAAAAGGCCAGCAGUUCCCUACACAAGACUUAGAAGCCUUCCUCCUCGCCUUCGGCGACAACGACUACCCCUUACCAGAAACCAUGCGCGUCCUCGACGAAAUCAUAACCGACUACAUCAUCGAAACCUGCCACGAAGCCGCGUCCGUCGCGCACCACGCCCGGCGCGCCAAGAUCAAGCUCGACGAUUUCAAGUUUAUGCUAAGGCGGGAUACGGGGAAGCUGGGCAGAGUGUCAGAGAUGCUGGAGACGGAUAAGGAGCUCAAGAGGAAGAGGAAGGCGUUUGAUACUGAUGAGGGGGCCGUGCUUGUGGAGAAGGAUGGUGCUGGGGGGGAUGGGGAGGGUGGUGGAGGAGGAGGGGGUGGUGGGGGAAGGGAAGGUGGGGGGAAGUUGGGGAGGCCGAGGAAGAAGGUUGAUGGUGGGGAUGGAGAGGGAGGAGGUGGAGGGGAGGAGCCGAAGAAGAAGAAAAAGAAGAAGAAGGUUGAUGGGGGUGGGGAUGAUGCUAGUACCGUAAGGAGUGGAUGA
Molecule: messenger RNA, 552 nt
Organism: Alternaria incomplexa
Lineage: Eukaryota; Fungi; Ascomycota; Dothideomycetes; Pleosporales; Pleosporaceae
Exons: 2
Coding region: 1-552 (183 amino acids)
Biological process (GO): transcription by RNA polymerase II; RNA polymerase II preinitiation complex assembly
Cellular component (GO): transcription factor TFIID complex
Molecular function (GO): protein heterodimerization activity
Source: RefSeq, a predicted model, not a curated record